Molecule: messenger RNA, 3622 nt
Organism: Asparagus officinalis (garden asparagus)
Lineage: Eukaryota; Viridiplantae; Streptophyta; Magnoliopsida; Asparagales; Asparagaceae
Product: E3 ubiquitin-protein ligase HERC2-like
Exons: 6
Coding region: 567-3236 (889 amino acids)
Molecular function (GO): metal ion binding
Source: RefSeq, a predicted model, not a curated record
GACGUGGAUCAGACAUCUCGUUGUCAGCGUCAGUCAAUCGCAUUUCUGGAUCCCGUACUCCGCCCUUUUUUUUAAAAAAAAAAUUACAUCCCUCUCCCACAAGGGCCUUGGCAAACAUACUCUCGCUCCCUAAUUCUCCGUCCUCUGCGGCGCCGGUUUCCCGACCGCCGUGCCCUACAUACGAUGACCAGACUCCACUAUUCCCCAUAACAGCCUAGCGGUCAGAUCACCGCUCUCCCGCUUCACUAUAAACUGUCUAUUAAAAAAAAAAGAUCUCUUCUUUUGAGAACUCUCUUAUUGCAAUCUCGAUCUAGGGUUUUCUGAGGGGUUUUUUUUCCUGUGAGAUGAGAUUGAUCAUGGGAGUUCACAUUGGACGGCGGAUCUUUUUGCGAGUAGGAUCGCUGAAGUGGUCGUCGUUGAGAAGAAACCAGGAUCUGGUACUCGACAGUCCAUGAAGCAAUUCAGCUAAUGCUUAUGGGAUUUUCCUAGGUACUUGUUGAAUACAUUUCCACUGUCCGAAGACUUUUUGGAAGUUUUUCUAUUUAGAAAGAGUAGAUGUGAUAAAUAUGCAAAUAAAAGGAGCCACUUCUGAUGGUUUUGGAGUCAGCGUGUCUAGUGCUAUUAGUGCAUCUAGUUAUGGUUCUGCACAGGAUGAUAAUGAUGCAUUUGGAGAUGUGUACAUGUGGGGGGAGAUCGUGUGUGAUAAUUCUGCCAAGGCUACUAUGGAUAGUAGUAAUGUAAACCCUUUCAGUGCAAGAGCCGAUAUUCUACUGCCCAAGCCAUUGGACUCCAACGUGGUUUUAGACAUUAAUCAUGUGUCCUGUGGGGUCAAACAUGCUGCCCUACUUACUAGACAAGGUGAAGUGUUUACAUGGGGUGAAGAAUCUGGCGGACGCCUUGGCCAUGGAGUUGGAAGACAUGCUGUUCAUCCUUGUCUUGUUGAGUCCUUAUCAGCUUGUAGUAUUGAUUUUGUUGCUUGUGGAGAGUUUCAUACUUGUGCUGUUUCUGUUGCCGGUGAACUGUAUACUUGGGGAGAUGGUACACAUAAUGCAGGGUUGCUUGGCCAUGGUACUGAUGCCAGUCACUGGAUACCUAAAAGAGUUUCAGGACCUCUGGAGGGGCUCCAAGUUGCUUAUGUUACAUGUGGAACAUGGCAUACGGCCUUGAUAACCUCGGCUGGACAGUUUUUCACAUUUGGUGAUGGAACAUUUGGUGUGUUGGGUCAUGGAAACAGAGAGAGCGUUUUUUACCCAAGAGAGGUGGAAACUUUGAUGGGAUUGAAGACAAUUGCUGUUGCCUGUGGAGUUUGGCAUACUGCUGCUGUGGUAGAGGUUAUCGUGACACAAUCUAGUGGUUUAUCUGGAAAAUUUUUCACUUGGGGUGAUGGAGACAAAUACCGCCUUGGUCAUGGCGAUAAGGAACCGCGUCUUAAGCCCACUUGUGUGCCAUCCCUAAUAGAUUAUAAUUUUCACAAGCUGGCAUGUGGUCAUAGCUUAACAAUUGGGUUGACUACCUCAGGGCAUAUCUUUACAAUGGGAAGUACUGUCUAUGGUCAGCUUGGCAAUCCCCUUUCAGAUGGAAAGCUUCCAUGCCUAGUUGAAGAUAAACUCUCUACCGAAUCUGUAAAGGAUGUUGCUUGUGGUUCAUACCAUGUUGCCAUAUUGACAACCAGGGGUGAGGUUUACACAUGGGGUAAGGGAGCCAAUGGACGAUUGGGCCAUGGAGACCUCGAAGAUCGUAAAAUACCCACACUUGUUGAAAAUUUAAAGGACAGAUCCGUAAAAAGCAUUGCCUGUGGCUCUAAUUUCACAGCAGCCAUAUGCCAACAUAAAUGGGUAUCAGGUGCAGAACAGUCUCAAUGCUCAGCUUGUAGACAAGCAUUUGGAUUUACUCGAAAGAGGCACAAUUGCUAUAAUUGUGGACUUGUACACUGUCAUUCAUGUAGUUCAAGAAAGGCUUUGAGAGCUGCACUGUCGCCAAAUCCUGGAAGACCAUAUCGUGUAUGUGAUUCCUGUUUUCUGAAACUUUCUAAAGCUUUAGAAACAAGUGGAAGUAAUGAGAGGAGAAAUGUAUCUCGCUUGUCGGGUGAAAGCAAGGACAGGUUCGAUAAGGCAGAGACGAAAAUGACUAGGAGUACUUUGCCUGGAAAUUUGAAUUUGAACAAGAAUUUGGAUACUAAGCCAGCCAAACAAGGCAGAAGAUCUGAUUCUUUGUCUUCGAUUCCAACCCAUGUUGAUCUUUACCAGGCAUUUCCUAGACCUGUCACCACAUCAGCAAUUCAAUCUGCAAAUCAUUCCAGAACUUCUUCACCAUUCUCAAGAAAAAAUAGCCCUCCACGAUCUGCAACACCUAUUCCGACCAUGUCCGGCCUUACUUUCUCCAAAACCGCUACUGACAGCUUGAAGAAAACCAAUGAUCUCUUGGGUCAAGAACUUCAGAAGUUACGUAAACAGGUUGACAUUCUUACGCAACGAUGUGAACUACAAGAAUUUGAAGUAGAGAAGUCAGCAAAAAAAGCUGAAGAUGCCAUCCAACUUGCUGCUGACGAAUCUGCCAAGUCCAUAGCUGCUAAAGAAGUUAUAAAAACCCUAACUGCCCAGCUUAAAGAUAUGGCUGAGAAUCUGCCCCAUAGAGCGUAUGCCCCUGAUUCUAUAAGACCAAGGUAUCUAAAUAUUGCCACCGAGCCUCUAGCCAAUCAUCACUUGGAUCUGAGAAAAGAGAAUCAGAGAAAUGAGGCAAGUAAUGGACAAGACAUACCACCAGUAAUAGCUGCCAUUACAGGUGUAAAUCUUUUGUAUAGAGAAACCCGUGAAGAUAAUGAUAUGUACACAGUUAGCCAAACACUUACCAAUUCCAAUUCAAUGAAUGAAGAUUAUAAUGUGGAGCAUAGUAGCAAGAGAGACACUCCAACAUCUGCCAAAAUGCAGCAAUUUAAUGCCAAGGAAGCCAGGCCCUUGCAAAACGGUAACAACAGUUUCAGGUCUAGAUUGCCCACUACAGCUACUACUCAAAUGGAGGCAGAAUGGAUAGAACAAUAUGAACCUGGUAUAUACAUCACUCUUAUGGCACUGCAUGAUAGGACCAGGGAACUGAAGAGGGUUAGAUUCAGUCGGAGGCGAUUUGCGGAGCAGCAAGCUGAAACUUGGUGGACUGAGAACCGUGAGAAGGUGUAUGAGAAGUACAAUGUUCGAGUGUCUGAAAGAACAAACUCAUCUGGAGUUCCCAGAUCACCAUGAUAGUUUGCAACAGGGAGAGAAUUUUUUGCCAUUUUUCACCCAGUCUCUAUUGGCGCUGCCAAGAUGAGUUCUAUAGAAACAUGAUAUCUUAAAGUCAGUAAGCACUGAUUCCAGAUAAUAGUUCUUUGGGACAGUGAAUGUUGGAGUAUUAUCUAAAGGCAAUCUGGAGAUCUUCAGUAAGCAAUGCUGUACUCUGUAUAGUAUAAUGUGUUCCCUUUAUUUAUACUUUCUUGUCUCUGUAUCUGCUUCUACAUGUUGUAUUUUGUAUAUAAACUACUAGACAUAAAAUAGUAUGGGACAGAAAAAAGAACCUUCUAGACAUUAAUUUCUUGUUUACCUCUUGAUCAUUCUGUUGUACAAUAUACAUAUAUAAUCUUUUAUCAUCA